Plasmodium vinckei vinckei is the source of this 258-nucleotide messenger RNA. Its product is annotated as cytochrome c oxidase assembly protein, putative. Bases 1 to 258 code for a protein of 85 amino acids. Gene Ontology annotation, cellular component: mitochondrion. The record is from RefSeq and is a predicted model, not a curated record. Lineage: Eukaryota; Apicomplexa; Aconoidasida; Haemosporida; Plasmodiidae. Gene Ontology annotation, biological process: mitochondrial respiratory chain complex IV assembly. The transcript has a single exon.
AUGCUUAACAUAAACUCAGACACCCCUCAUAGAAAAGCAUCAAAUUCAUGUAAGCAAAUAUUAAACGACAUGAUAGCAUGCUAUCAAAAUACGGUUUGUUAUAAAAAAGGAGAUAGAACUUUUGAAGAAUGUUUACAUAAUCAUAAUUUAGACGAAGUUGAUGAAAGUUGUAUUAUUUUGAGAAAAGCAUAUGCUCAAUGCCGUCGAAAUAUGUUGAAUGGAAACUACAAAAUGAUGGGAAAUCCAUUAUCAAGAUAA